ACAAUGAAACACAAUUUUGCUUUUGACAACAUGGGCUAUGAGGAGAGCUUUGAAACCAUGCCCUCUCCGUCUUCCCAAGAACACACUGUGGCAGUCAACAUUGUGGGAAUGACUUGCCAAUCUUGUGUGCAGUCGCUAGAAGGCCGAAUUCCCAAGGUGAAGGGCAUUGUGAGUAUUAAAGUCUCCCUUGAAGAGAACAACGCUGUAAUAAAGUAUCUGCAGUCAGAAAUAAGUCCUGAACAGAUUUGCCAAGAAAUUCAGGAUAUGGGUUUUGAUGCCAACAUAGCAGAAGAGAGACUGACACCAGCAACUGUAAGUUUGUCAUGCUUGAGAGAAGCAGUAGUUAAGCUUCGGAUAGAAGGCAUGACAUGCCAGUCCUGUGUCACCAACAUUGAAGGAAAGAUUAGGAAACUGCACGGUGUGGCGAAAAUCAAGGUGUCACUUGGUAACCAGGAAGCAAUUAUUGCUUACUAUCCUUACAUCAUUCAGCCUGACGACCUCAAGAGCCAUAUCAAUAACCUGGGGUAUGACUGCACCAUUAAAAGUAAAUCAGCCCCUUUGAAGCUUGGUGUGCUCGAUCUCGGGUGCCUGCAGAAUGCAAACCCCGGGGAGACACCAGCAAGUCUCAAGAGUGAUGGGGUGGAUCCACCGGUCGCCAAGAUGAGUGGCACAGCUAUGGUGGCUGUACGGAUAGAAGGCAUGCACUGCAAGUCCUGUGUCAGAAACAUUGAAGGAAAUAUAUCAGAUCUUCCUGGCAUACAAAGUAUUAAAGUGUCUUUGGAGCAUAAAUGUGCUGUUGUACAGUAUAGCCCAAAUUUAAUUACCCUGCCAGCUUUGCAGCAAGCUAUUGAAUCCCUUCCACCUGGAAACUUUAAAGUAUGUCUCCUUAAUGGUUCAGAAGUUAAUAAGGGAGCAUGUCCAUCACCUGCUUGGCUAUGUGAUCUCUUCAGAGAGCCGCUGCAAGACACAACACGCAUGGCUGUUAUUAGGAUUGAUGGCAUGACCUGCAAUUCCUGUGUACAGUCCAUAGAAGGGACCAUAUCACAGAGACAAGGAGUGCAACGUAUAGCAGUUUCUCUAGCUGACAGAACUGGGAACAUACAUUAUGAUCCAGCUGUUACUAAUGGAGAAGAGUUAAGAGCUGCCAUAGAAGACAUGGGGUUUGAUGCUUCUGUGCUGACAGGUAACAGUGUUUUUUCUUCUGCGGGUAAUGUGACAAGCUGGGCCAUGCACCAGCCUGACGCCAGCAAUGCUGCCGUGCAGCCUCGAGCUCCAGAGCCUCCUCGCCAAGGCUGUGCCUCGGAUGCUCUUCUGGACAGUCCUCACCUUGAUGGGCCAAACCAGCCCAGCGGAGCGACAGCUGAAAAGUGUUUUUUACAAAUCACAGGCAUGACCUGUGCAUCAUGUGUGUCUACCAUUGAAAGAAAUUUGCAGAAAGAAGACGGAAUUGUUUCAGUGUUGGUAGCACUGAUGGCAGGUAAAGCAGAGAUAAAAUACAAGCCAGAAUUCAUACAGCCUCUUGAAAUAGCACAGCUGAUCCAGAAUUUGGGUUUUGAAGCUACUGUCAUAGAAGAUCAUGCAGAAACAGAAGGAAAUGUGGAGCUUCUUAUUACAGGGAUGACUUGUGCUUCUUGUGUUCACAAUAUUGAAUCCAAACUCAUGAGAACAAAUGGCAUAUUCUAUGCCUCAGUUGCACUUGCUACUUGCAAAGCUCACAUCCAGUUUGAUCCUGAAAUUACUGGACCUCGAGAUAUUAUAAAAAUAAUUGAGGAAAUUGGCUUUCAUGCUUCCGUGGCUAGAAGAGUUCCAAAUGCACAUAACCUGGAUCAUAAAAAGGAAAUACAGCAGUGGAGGAAGUCUUUCUUGUGCAGCCUACUGUUUGGUAUCCCUGUCUUAAUCCUAAUGAUUUAUAUGCUAAUACCCGACGGUGAGCACCAUGGGUCUAUGGUGCUGGAACAGAAUCUCAUUCCUGGAUUAUCUAUUUUAAAUCUUCUCUUCUUUGUCCUGUGCACUUUUGUUCAGUUUCUUGGUGGAUGGUAUUUUUACGUCCAAGCUUACAAAUCACUGAAGCACAAGACGGCCAAUAUGGAUGUGCUCAUUGUACUGGCCACGACAAUUGCUUAUGUGUAUUCAUGUGUGAUCCUGAUGGUAGCAAUAAUUGAAAAGGCAGAGAAAAGCCCUGUCACUUUCUUUGACACUCCUCCGAUGCUGUUUGUGUUCAUUGCCCUUGGGAGAUGGCUGGAACACAUAGCAAAGAGUAAGACCUCAGAAGCUCUUGCUAAACUUAUAUCUCUUCAAGCCACAGAAGCCACUGUGGUGACUCUUGGACCUGACCACUCUAUCAUCAGGGAGGAGCAGGUAGCUGUCGAACUGGUUCAAAGGGGUGAUAUUGUAAAGGUUGUUCCUGGUGGAAAGUUCCCGGUGGAUGGAAAGGUCAUUGAAGGCAGUUCUAUGGCAGAUGAGUCUCUCAUUACUGGGGAAGCUAUGCCAGUCACUAAAAAGCCUGGGAGCACAGUGAUUGCUGGUUCUAUAAAUGCACAUGGCUCAGUUCUUGUUAAUGCAACUCAUGUUGGUAAUGAUACCACUCUGGCACAAAUCGUGAAAUUGGUGGAAGAAGCUCAAAUGUCAAAGGCACCCAUCCAGCAACUCGCAGAUAAGUUUAGUGGAUAUUUUGUUCCAUUUAUCAUCAUCAUUUCAACAGUCACGUUGAUAGUAUGGAUCACAAUUGGUUUUAUAAAUUUUGAUGUUAUUCAAAAAUAUUUUCCUAAUCAGAACAAACAUGUUUCAAAAGCUGAACUAAUACUGAGGUUUGCGUUUCAAACCUCAAUCACUGUGCUGAGCAUUGCAUGCCCCUGUUCUUUAGGCUUGGCUACCCCCACAGCUGUGAUGGUGGGCACAGGAGUUGCUGCGCAGAAUGGUAUUCUCAUCAAAGGCGGAAAACCCCUGGAAAUGGCACACAAGAUCAAGACUGUGAUGUUUGAUAAAACUGGGACCAUCACCUGCGGAGUUCCUAAAGUCAUGAGGGUGCUUUUGCUGGGAGACACAGCUGUGCUCUCUCUGAAGAAGGUACUGGCGGUGGUUGGCACUGCAGAAGCCAGCAGCGAGCAUCCUUUAGGAGUGGCAGUCACUAAAUAUUGCAAAGAGGAGCUUGGCACUCAGAGCCUGGGAUACUGCACUGACUUCCAGGCAGUCCCGGGCUGUGGCAUCAGCUGCAAAGUCGGAGGUGUUGAGGCCGUCCUAGGCACGGCCGAGGAGGGUCUUGAUAAACUGGACGCUAACAGGAGCAGGGACGGCAGUCCAUCAACUUCUCAUACAUACUCGGUGUUGAUUGGAAAUCGUGAGUGGAUGCGACGCAAUGGCUUGCAUAUUGCAAAUGACGUAAAUGAUGCAAUGACAGACCAUGAAACGAAAGGACAGACUGCCAUACUAGUGGCUAUAGAUGGCGUGUUGCGUGGAAUGAUUGCAAUAGCAGACACUGUCAAGCAGGAGGCAGCCCUUGCUGUGCACACGCUGAAAAACAUGGGAAUAGAUGUGGUGCUGAUAACGGGGGACAACAGAAAAACUGCAAAAGCCAUUGCUACUCAGGUUGGGAUCAAAAAAGUCUUUGCUGAGGUUCUUCCUUCUCACAAGGUUGCAAAGGUCCAGGAGCUCCAAAACGGGAGGAGGAAGGUUGCGAUGGUUGGUGAUGGAGUCAAUGAUUCCCCAGCACUAGCCAGGGCCGACGUUGGAAUUGCAAUUGGAACGGGCACCGAUGUUGCCAUUGAAGCAGCAGAUGUUGUUCUUAUCCGAAACGACUUGCUGGAUGUAGUUGCCAGUAUUCACUUAUCAAAGAGAACAGUUCGAAGAAUACGAAUAAAUCUGAUUCUUGCCUUAAUUUAUAAUCUGCUUGGAAUACCCAUAGCAGCAGGUGUGUUCAUGCCUGUUGGCCUCGUGCUUCAGCCUUGGAUGGGAUCAGCUGCAAUGGCAGCUUCUUCUGUGUCUGUCGUGCUGUCUUCCCUGCAGCUGAAAUGUUAUAAGAAGCCAGACACAGAAAGUUACGAAGCACAAGCUCAAGGCCGCAUGAAGCCACUUACUCCUUCCCAAAUCAGUGUUCAUAUUGGAAUGGAUGAUAGGAGGAGAGAUUCAUCCAGACCAGCUCCUUGGGAUCAGAUUAGCCAAGUGUCUCUUUCUUCCUUGACUACAGACAAGCUGCUGAGACGUAAUGGUUUUGUUGAGGAGGAAGGGGACAAGUGGUCAUUGCUCAUGAAUGGAGGAGAUGAAGAACAGUACAUCUGAAACACUGUAUUCUUAGUACAGGAGGAAAUGUUCCUCCUCACCAGUGACGGGAGGGACUGACUUAUUUCAUCAAGAGCUUCAAGAUUGUAAGUGAAGUCAUUCCUUCAGUUCAGAAAACGAUUGCAAGUCAGCUCGAUGUGAGGUUGUAUGGAUUGUGGAUUUUUUUCAGGUCACCAGUUAUUUCUAGUCACAGAAAUAAUCUGUGGCUCUAUAAUGAACUGGCUCCUUUGCACACAGCAAUUAGUGAAAUAAUGUAAAAUUGUAAUUUUCAGAGUCUAAAAGAGUUUCUCUCUUCUGGACUGUUUGCUGGGCACCAAAUUUCAUACUUUUCACUCUUUUUAACUUUAUUCUUUCAAGAACACAUGAAGCAAAAGUAUAUUCAGAGCUGCCAAAUAUUAGUUUCUGUGUCCAAGUGAAAAUAGCCAUGGCAUCAAGGAGCUCUGUGGUCGGAAGUUGUAUUUUUACACAGAAUCCUAACUAGUCAUGUCACUGUGAGAGCGCUUUGUAUUUAGGAUUCAUGUGCGUCUCCUUGGACCAAAAAUGCUUCAGUGUUUCACUGACUAUAACUCUCAGAAAGUUCUCUUGCAAAGAUUUUCACUUGCUUUCAGGUAUUGCAUCCUUUUGAUGCACAUUUCCAUUGCUAAACUUGUUCUGCCAUUCCCACCGCUCUCCUAGAUUUUCUCUUUUGCUCCAUAUGAGCUCUUUUUUCCCCUUUCUUUGCACAAGAUAUCUUCUAUGAGUUAUUAUUAUGUUUACAGAUAUUCCUGCUUGGGACAAACUCCUUUAAGUCACCAGGAACUUUUCCGUUCCUAUUGAAGUCCCCAAAGGCAGAGCAAUUCCUGGUCCAAGUUAGCAUAUCAUUUUCCUGUGGAUACCUUGCAGGACCCCAUGAAGCUCCUGACAGUUGGGCAGUUGUCUGUCUCUUCCCUCUGACAGAGUGAAGAAUUUAUGCCAGUGUGAGUGAAGGUGGUAUUUACCAUGGUGUGACUGAGAGCAGACCUAGCACUGGUGUGACUCCAGCAUGGCUGAAUGGAGUGAGUUUAUUGCAUAAGUUAACCCCAGCUUGCUGGUUGCUUAAAAUGGAGCCAAAAGUUUAAAUGGUGAAAGUGGAAAAUGGCCUUAAAAUGUGGGGCUUCUAUUUGCUAUUAUAUAAAUAACCUUUUCUGAUGACAAAAGGACUUGAACUAAGAAGAUUUGUAAUAGCUUGAAUUUUAAUGUAAAUUUGUAUUCAUGUUUUGAAUUGGUUUUAAUUUCCCUCUUUGCUCUAGUUUAAUGAGAAAUCAAGGUGCUGAACAACCCUUUUUUCACUUUAACAUCUUUACCAAAGCUUGCAGUAACUUUAUCACUGUGAAUGUCAAAUUCAUCCCUUAACACUUUUUUGAGUCAGGACAGUAGGAAUCAAUGGCUUUGGUGCACUGAAUCCGAUCCUGGGGUGCUGUGUUGCUCAACUGUGGGACUCUGAAGUAAGCAAACCGGAGUUUUAUAGUCUAAUCUAAAAGAAGAUUAGAUCUUCUGAAAGAAGAAGAAUUACUGUGCUAAACAAUGUGAAAUAACCACUUACUUUCAUUGACUUAAAUAUAAAGCUGUUUCCAACACAGGUUCAAACCCUCCUAAUGUAAAAAUGAAAAACAAGUCAGUGAGGAAAAGAAUUGUGCUUAAAGCAUUGGGCAGGUCUUCCUAUUCUCUCUUCCUCUUAGUAUUAUAUUUGAGCUCUCCUUAGCAAACAUUGACACCACUGUCUCAAAUAUAAUUAUAAAUCAGUUUCAAAACUGUAAAAUCUCUUUAUAUGUGUAGAGAUUACUUUCACAGCACAGACACUUUUCAAACAUGCCGUAGGUGCCUAUACAUGUCCCUGUGGGGAAGAUGCUCUACUGUUUCACUGUUUUUUGUUUUCCUACCAGUGCUUACAGUAAAAAUAUUUUGUUUUGUUUUGUUUUUUUUAAA
This is a messenger RNA of Gymnogyps californianus (California condor), 6219 nucleotides long. It is a transcript of the gene ATP7B, whose product is annotated as ATPase copper transporting beta. Lineage: Eukaryota; Metazoa; Chordata; Aves; Accipitriformes; Cathartidae. Gene Ontology annotation, biological process: copper ion homeostasis; monoatomic cation transport. The transcript is spliced from 20 exons. The coding region runs from base 4 to 4275 and encodes 1423 amino acids. Gene Ontology annotation, cellular component: perinuclear region of cytoplasm; trans-Golgi network; membrane. The record is from RefSeq and is a predicted model, not a curated record. Gene Ontology annotation, molecular function: ATP binding; P-type divalent copper transporter activity; ATP hydrolysis activity.